Messenger RNA from Eleginops maclovinus (Patagonian blennie), 2782 nucleotides. It is a transcript of the gene drd2l, whose product is annotated as dopamine receptor D2 like. Lineage: Eukaryota; Metazoa; Chordata; Actinopteri; Perciformes; Eleginopidae. Gene Ontology annotation, molecular function: G protein-coupled receptor activity; dopamine neurotransmitter receptor activity, coupled via Gi/Go. The transcript has 8 exons. The record is from RefSeq and is a predicted model, not a curated record. Gene Ontology annotation, cellular component: plasma membrane; glutamatergic synapse; presynaptic membrane. Gene Ontology annotation, biological process: regulation of potassium ion transport; adenylate cyclase-inhibiting dopamine receptor signaling pathway; adenylate cyclase-activating adrenergic receptor signaling pathway. Bases 211 to 1749 code for a protein of 512 amino acids.
GGGGACUUAGCGAGUGCGUCUGUGUGUGCGUAAGUGUGUGUGUGGUGUGGAUCUUUAAACAACGUCCUUCCCGAGGUCAAGGUGGGAGAUUCGGCAGUAAAUUGUGAGAUGGGAGGCAGCAGCCUGACCGACACCGGUGUUGUUCCUGAGAGGACCUGAUGUGAGCAGCUCUGCCGGGAAACGCCUGACCAUGUCCACUGGAGCCACACCAUGACUUCCCUCAACGACUCAACCGAAACCUCCCCUCCCUCCUUCCCUCUCUCUUCCUUUGAGCACAAUGUCUCCCACUUUGUCACCCAUGGCCCUUCAUACUCCCCCAUUCCCUUCUCCCCUUCCUCCUCGCUGUCGUCGCCUAACUGCACCACUUCUCUGUCGGCCUCCUCUCCUCCCUAUAACUUCUACGCGGUGCUGCUGGUGCUCCUGAUCUUCUGCGUGGUGUUCGGGAACGUGCUGGUGUGCGUGGCGGUGUCGCGGGAGCGCGCUCUGCAGACCACUACCAACUACCUCAUCGUCUCGCUGGCCGUGUCCGACCUGCUGCUGGCCACGCUGGUCAUGCCCUGGGGCGUCUACCUGGAGGUGGUGGGAGAGUGGCGCUUCAGUCUCAUCCACUGUGACAUCCUGCUCACGCUGGACGUCAUGAUGUGCACUGCCAGCAUCCUCAACCUCUGUGCCAUCAGCAUCGACAGGUACACAGCAGUGGCCAUGCCGAUGCUCUACAACACCAGAUACAGCUCCAGGAGGAGGGUGGCGGUGAUGAUUGCUGUGGUGUGGUUCCUCUCUUUUGCAAUCUCCUGCCCUUUGCUGUUUGGAUUAAACAACACAGCCAGCCGGGAAGGCACCUCAUGCAGCUUUGCCGAUCCGGCCUUCGUGGUGUACUCAUCCGUGGCCUCCUUCUACGUUCCCUUCAUCGUGACGUUGCUGGUGUAUGCGCAGAUCUGCGUGGUGCUGCGCAAGCGAGGCAGACGCACCGCCCCCCGGCGCAGACAUGGCCUGCUCACGCAAGGCGGGGCUGGGGCCGGAGACAGUCACCAACAUAGGAAGAAUAAGUGCACACAGCCAGAGGAUGUGAAGUUGUGCACUCUUAUCCUGAGGCCGGCCACCGCAGGCCCCCAGCGUAAGAAAGUGCAUCCACACCUUCGGUCGUCCCCCGGUGCUUACCUCCCUCACCACCCUCCUCCCUCCCUCUCUGUGUGUCAGACCCUGGUAAAGGAAGCGAUGGUCCACCCGCUCGAAGUGGAGCCGGGUCAGUUCCUGCCGCAGAUGGAGCAAAGCCUGGCUCCUACUCCCGCUCCACAAACCUCCUCCCAUUCGGGACGGGGCAGGAUCUCCCUGGCCAUCUCAGUCGGACCCGCCCCGAUUCUUCCCUCCACUGUGACACGAUCGGCCCUGAUGCCUCGACCCCCGACCCUCGAGGACGGCAUGAGGGGCCGUGAGGGAUGGAGGGAGCGCAGCAGAGGCAGAGAUAAAUGGGGGAUCACCAAGGAGAGGGUUAGGGGGAGGCUGUCACAGCAGAAGGAGCGGAAGGCGACGCAGAUGCUCGCUAUCGUGCUAGGCGUGUUCAUCAUCUGUUGGCUGCCUUUCUUCCUGACCCAUGUGCUGAAGGCCCACUGCAGGAGCUGCUGUAUCUCGCCCUCGCUUUACAGCGCCGUCACCUGGCUGGGCUACCUCAACAGCGCCGUCAACCCUGUCAUCUACACCACCUUCAACAUCGAGUUUCGCAAAGCCUUCAUUAAGAUCUUGCACUGCUGAGAGCUGGAGAGAUACGGAGAGCCAACUGUCAAGUUAAAAAAGCAUAAACACCUGACUUUGGUUUGAGGUUUGAGAUCAGAGGUGAGAAAGUCGAGGAGACAGUCCUCAGUGUUGAUACAAAGUAAGUGGCGGGGCAGAUGAUUUGGACCACUGAUGAGCCAGCCUCCUGAGAAAUUAUAGACAAGAAAUAUGUCAGAGAAGACUGAAAAACGACAGAAACAUGGCACAGAGGGAAUGAAAACAGGCAAAAAACGAUCAUAAAAAGAGUGUGUCUGUCAAGUGAAAGACAGCUACAAGAACACAGAGCUUGGGAUAUUUAUGAAAAAAAAAGACAUGCACUGUGUACAUAUUGUCUGAACACGGAAUAUGUGAGGACUGAACUCCCCACAGUAUACCGACUCAAAGACUCCGAGACGUGACUGUCAUUCCAAUACUUGAUUUGUUUCAGACUUGUUUUCUUGUAAUCUUAACAAAAAGCAUCUUGUUAUUUGCUUGCAUGAGCUCAUCUUUCUGAAUUUGAUGAAGUCGAUGCAAAGAAAAGAAACUUUGAGCAUAACAAAAGUUUCUGUUCACUCUCAUGCCCAAGGCUUUCUCAUGUUUUAUCAUUCAGGACAGAAAUGUUGAUUUGGUGAUUAAGCGUCAAAACAAAAAAGAGCUUUCAUGUAAUUAAAUGUGUAAACCUUUUCCUUUGAAUGAGUCUCCAUACAUGUACAAUUUGGUCCUGUAAAUAAUCAAUUUACUUGUUUAAAAUAAAUACUGUACAGGAAUAAUAAACAUUUCCUUUUUUGAUUAUUUUGUUUUCCUUGCUAGGGGUGGUGGUGGUGAAAUCCAUAGGGAUUUGUCUUGGGAACUGGAAGGUCACUGGUUCGAUCCCGGAAAGACUCUUCGGGAUCCGUGCAUAAUUGCAGCCCAAUGCUCCUAACACUAGGAUGGGUCAAAUGCAGAAUGUACAUUUCCCCUCUGUGGGACGAUUAAGGGUAUAUUCUAUUUUUCUUCUCUUAACUAUAUUCAUCCCAAAUGUUUUCUUACCUUA